Messenger RNA from Scophthalmus maximus (turbot), 5782 nucleotides. RefSeq names its product trichohyalin. Gene Ontology annotation, biological process: regulated exocytosis. The transcript has 6 exons. NCBI's taxonomy places the organism in Eukaryota, Metazoa, Chordata, Actinopteri, Pleuronectiformes, Scophthalmidae. Gene Ontology annotation, cellular component: intracellular membrane-bounded organelle. The record is from RefSeq and is a predicted model, not a curated record. Gene Ontology annotation, molecular function: small GTPase binding. Bases 218 to 4999 code for a protein of 1593 amino acids.
GUCAGUGCGCGGGGUCAAGUCUGUGGGCGUGUCUUGUCUGAUCCACGGCGCGCGCUCUCGGUGUAACCACGCCCCAUCAGCUGUUUCCUCAACUUCAAGCAAGUUGACUGCGACCAGUGUGACGGUGAACCGAUGGUAGACGCCACGGGGUUCUGUCGCCAGGACUUGAUUUUUGUUCUUUUCCCUGCGGACAAUCCAGCAGCAAGUCGUCGUCGGCAUGUCCCUGACGGAUCAGCAGUGGUGUCCCACGAGCGCGCAGGUCACGGUGCUCCAAGCCAGGGGCCUCAGGGUGAAGGGGAAAGGCGGCACGAACGAUGCGUACGCGCUCAUGCAGGUGGGCAGGGAGAAGUACCAGACCUCGGUGGUGGAGAAGAGCGUGGCGCCGGUGUGGAGGGAGGAGGCCGCCUUCGACCUGCCGCCGCUCCUGCAGGGCGCGGGAGGGGAGCGCGGCACGCUGCGUGUCCACGUCCUGCACCGGGCCCUGGUGGGUCCGGACAAGCUGCUGGGACAGGCGGUCAUCAACCUGCAGCAGCUCGGCGAGGACAGGGCCCGCAACAAGAGCGAAUGGUUUAAGUUACUGGACAAGACUGGCAAGCCAGACAAAGACAGAGGAGAGGUGCUUGUGGAAAUCCACUUCAUGAGAAACAACAUGACCGCCAGCAUGUUUGAUCUCUCUGCGGCUGGAAAAUCCCGGUCUCGCUUGGGCAAGUUCAAGGACAAAGUUCGUGGCAAGAAAAAGGAAUCGGACACUGCGUCUAGCGUGGUGCCACCCUUCUCUCAGGUCCUGACGGACAGCGAGGAGGAGGCAAACGGGCAUGGGGAGGUAGUCGCAGGGAAGGAUGAGAAGAAGAAGAAGCACAAAAUGAAGUCUUUAUUUUCUCACAAGUCCAACCUGCAGAGGAACAUGUCUCAGUCCAUGUCGGUUCUGCCUGCGAAGAGCUCCUCACUGGGUGGCAGCCAAUCAUCCGGUCUGAAUGUGGAUUCCUCCGAGGGUAAAAAGAAGUUCAAGUUCAUGAUACAUAAACGCUCCGGCAGCUCAGACACUAAAGAUUCCUCCGCUGGCCACCAAAAACAUGUAGAGCAGAGUAAAGUGUGCAUCAAUGGCAGUCAUGUCUACUGCGAAGAGCCGCAGGUUCGGACCUCUCGCGUCGGAUCAAACUUCAGUCUGGCCAGUUCAGGCCAUGGAUCCAUGGAAGAUGUCCCCGAAAGCUCCCCACCAUCCGUGGAUUCACUUAGGGCAGUGAGGCAAUAUUCACCCUGGACGGAGGAGGAGGAGGAGGAGGAGGAGGAGGAGGAGACAGCUGAAGUAGAAAAUAUAACGGAGGAUGUGGAUGAACUUAGAAGGGGGGAAGAGGAAAUGAAUAGGAUGGAGGAGGAGAGAAGGAGAAAAGAAGAGGAGAGGUUGAGGAAGCAAGAAGAAGUGCUUGAGAGGAUGGCUGCUGAGAAGAGGAGACAAGAGGAAGAAGAAAGACAAAGGAUCGAGGCGGAAGAAGACAAGAAAGUUAGAAAGGAGGAAGAGGAAAGAAUUUGGAGGGAAGAAAAGAGGAAGAGACUUGAGGAAGAGGAGAGGGUAAGGAUGGAGGAGGAGAGAAGGAGAGAAGCGGAGCAAGAAGAAGCCCUUGAGAGGUUGGCUGAGGAGAAGAGGAGGCAAGAGGAAGAAGAAGAGAGAGUCAGACGGGAGGAGGAGAGGAAGAGACUAGAGGAAGAUGAGAGGGUUAGGAGAGAGGAACAAGAGUGUAAAAGAUUAGCAGAGGAAAAGAGACUAGAGGAACAAGAAACAAAGAGAAUUGAGGAGGAAGAACAAAGGCAAAGAGAGGAAGCAGAAAGGAUUGAAGACGAAAAGGCUCAAGAAGACAGGAGGAGGCGAGAGGAAGAGCGUAAAUUAGCAGAGGAAAAUAGGAGAAGGGAAGAAGAAAGGAGAAUUGAAGAAGAGAAAGUGACAAAGGAAGAAGAGAGGGCUCAGAAAGAGAGGAGGAGAAAAGAGGAAGAAGAAUUAAUUAAAAAACAAGAGCAAGAGACAAAUAGGAGACUUGAGGAACUAGAAAGGAGACAGGGGGAGGAGGAGGAAGGGAUUAGGAAAGAGGAGAAGAGAACACAGGAGGAAGAUGAGAGGGCUAGAAAGGAAAAGGAAGAAUAUGAGAGGUUGAUAGAGGACAGGAGGAAACUAGAGGAGAAAGAAAGGGAAAGGAUUGAGACUGAAGAGAAAAUUAAAAAGGAGGAAGAGGAAAGGAUUAGGGUGGAGGAAGAGAGGAAGAGGAAAGAACAGGAAGCAGAGAGGGUUAGGGUGGAGGAAGAGAGGAAGAGGAAAGAACAGGGAGCAGAGAGGAUUGGGGUGGAGGAAGAGAUGAAGAGGAAAGAACCGGAAGCAGAGAGCAUUAGGGUGGAGGAAGAGAGGAAGAGGAAAGAACAGGAAGCAGAGAGCAUUAGGGUGGAGGAAGAGAUGAAGAGGAAAGAACAGGAAGCAGAGAGCAUUAGGGUGGAGGAAGAGAGGAAGAGGAAAGAACAGGAAGCAGAGAGCAUUAGGGUGGAGGAAGAGAGGAAGAGGAAAGAACAGGAAGCAGAGAGGAUUAGGGUGGAGGAAGAGAGGAAGAGGAAAGAACAGGAAGCAGAGAGCAUUAGGGUGGAGGAAGAGAGGAAGAGGAAAGAACAGGAAGCAGAGAGGAUUAGGGUGGAAGAAGAGAGGAAGAGGAAAGAACAAGAAGCUGAGAGGGUUAGGGUGGAAGAAGAGAGGAAGAGGAAAGAACAGGAAGCAGAGAGGAUUAGGGUGGAAGAAGAGAGGAAGAGGAAAGAACAAGAAGCUGAGAGGGUUAGGGUGGAAGAAGAGAGGAAGAGGAAAGAACAGGAAGCAGAGAGGAUUAGGGUGGAGGAAGAGAGGAAGAGGAAAGAACAGGAAGCAGAGAGCAUUAGGGUGGAGGAAGAGAGGAAGAGGAAAGAACAGGAAGCAGAGAGGAUUAGGGUGGAAGAAGAGAGGAAGAGGAAAGAACAAGAAGCUGAGAGGGUUAGGGUGGAAGAAGAGAGGAAGAGGAAAGAACAGGAAGCAGAGAGCAUUAGGGUGGAGGAAGAGAGGAAGAGGAAACAACAGGUAGCAGAGAGCAUUAGGGUGGAGGAAGAGAGGAAGAGGAAAGAACAGGAAGCAGAGAGCAUUAGGGUGGAGGAAGGGAGGAAGGGGAAAGAACAGGAAGCUGAGAGGGUUAGGAGGGAAAAUGAAGAGUGUGAGGAAAAGAGGAGACAUGAGGAACAGGAAAGGAGGAGAAUUGAGGAAGAAGAAAAAAGGCAAAGGGAGGAAGACGAGAGGAUUAGGGAAGAGGAAGAGGAUAGGGUUAGGAGGGAAAAGGAAGAAUAUGAGAGACUGGUAGAGGAAAAGAGAAGACUGGAGGAACAAGAGAGAAGACAGCGUGAGGAGGAAAGGAGAGAAGAGGAAGAAAAGGCCAAAAGGGAAAAGGAAGAAGUGGCAAGAUUGGCAGAGGAAAAGAUGAGACGAGAGGAACAAGAAAAGAAGAGGAUUGAAGAAGAAGAGAAAGUACGAAGGCUGGAGGAGGAGGAGGAGAGAAUGAGAAGGGCGGAGAAAAAAGAGGAAGAGGGCAGGAAGCAGGAGGACGACCAGUUAACGGAUGCAGAAGAGCGGAAGAAAAGAGAAAAUGAAGCAAAAGAUGGACACAAAACUGCCAGGAAGAAAUCCAGAUUAGCUGUGGAGAGCCCCGCAGAAGUCGCCUCUACCAAUCCCUUCGAUGAAACCUUUUCAAACAAUCCCUUUGAAGACAUUCCCGAUUCUGGUGCCGACGGCCGCACUUCCAAAGAGACAAAUGUCCAACAAAGAUGUCAAUCUGCCGUGUCAUCGGCGGGAAGCAAGACCCUCUACCCUGAUAAAAGGGACCUAAUCAGUCCUCUACGGGAGAAGCGACCAGCUCCUCAGCCUCCAGGAAGCAAUACAGCAGAGAGCCAGAGGGAAGAGGAUGCAUCUAAACCACGUGCGACACAAAUUAACGAGCAGAGUAAUGACAAAGACGCCAAAACGGCCAGUGUUCUAGCUCAGCGUUCAGUACAGUUGAUCGCUCCUCUGAGUCAGUCUUGCACAGAUGCAAAGAACCCCCAGAGCUCGAUGCAAAGUGGUACCAUCAGAGGAACAGCAAGUGUAGCCAAACACAGUAAACGCCCUGCACCAUCUAGACCUUGUUCGCUGGAAGAAGAGCCAUCAGCUAAACCCAAAGGAGUCCCGUCUUCCGGUGCCAACGUUUCCGAAGGAGGUUGCUCAGAGACAAAACAAGCCCCUGUUGUUUAUAGCUUGAAUCCAUUUGAAGACGAGGAAGAUGAGCUCACAACCCAAGAUGAGACGACAACCCCUGGCAAUAUUGGUUCAAUGCACUGGCCUCCAGCUUUGUCCCAAACUGCUGAUGAAGAUGCCGCCGCUGAAGCUAAACUCAAAUCCUCAAAAAUGUCCCGUGCUCCUCCACCUCCUGCAAGGACAGCUGCCACAUCCAGCACUUUAGCUCAACAAAACGCAGACGGAGGCCACGCUACGGAUGCAACUGGUGAGGCUGUGCCUGAUAAAGUUGCAAACCAAGCGUGUGUCCCACAGUCAGAAGUCAUUAUCUCUGUUCCCGUCAAGCCUGUGAGAGCACAGAGCACUGCAGAGGCGGCAGGUGUGAGGAAGGAAGGGCCUCCUCCAGCGUCACGCAGGCUUCAGCCUGUAAAACCACUUAAUCCUCCAGAACAACAGUCUGUCUCUAUUGUCCAAGGGGGGAAAUAUAACAAAUCCACAGCAAUUCUCAGUGAAGUUCAAGAUAAAACAAAGGUAAAUGACAGUGGGCUGAAAGGACCGUACUCCCAGCUGACUCAACAGGAACUCAUUUCUCUGGUGCUGAAACAGGAGAACCAGCUGUCUGCGAAAGACAAAAAGAUAUCAGAGCUGGAACAUUACAUCGACGACUUAAUUGUGCGUGUCAUAGAAGAGAAACCGAGUAUCCUGAUGUCCCUAGCCUCUCUGAAGAAGGCUGUCUAGGUGCAUUGAUGUCUGAAACUUUCAGUACUGCUACGCCUAAUUGUUGUGGACCCGAUUCACAAUGGUUCCACAACAAAAACACCACUUUAAAAUACCUGUGGGUUAUAUUCUGAGCGGUAACUGGAGUAAAAGUUUAGGAUUUGCAUCAGAGGUUUGAACAGAGUUCAAGUUCAUCAGCCUGGAAAAUUGAUGAUGAUAAACACCGAAAUAUAUUUUGUAAAAGAAUAGAGGCUGUUCCACAUGGUGAGUGGGUGAUCGGACGGUUGCUGUUCCUAAAUGCAUAAAUCUAAUAAUCAAAAUUCGUUGAUGCAUUGUGGGAUUUAGCAGAAACUGUAGCAGUUUCAACCAAAAGCCUUCCGUUCAGAAUUCACUGACUACAAAGAUUCCUUUUUCUAACUAUUUAGUAAUAUUUUUGACACUUUUCUAUAAUAUUUACAUGUCUGACUUUGAAACAAUCUUGUGUGUUUGUUAUGAUUAUUUUCAUGUUGAGCACAAAAUUAUGUUUUGAUGAAAUAACUUGAUAACGUAUAAUGUUGCUUGAAUGACUGAAUUAUUCUAUUUCAUAGCAAAAAUCCAGUAUAAAGAAGAGCCUCAUUUUGCUGUUGAUAUGAGCCAUGGUUAUGUAGAUAACGUCUCCUGCUCUUGUAUCGGAUUGUAUGAAAGUUUACAUGAUUGUAUUAACUCAAAAAGCACUUUAAUUAAAUGCACAGUAUUAACAUGAUAUUUACUGAAAUGUAUUGAGGUUGCUGCUUCAUGCUAUUAAAAUAUGCUAAAUGAAAUAAA